AUGGAUGAUGUGUUUGUGUUUGUGUGUGUGUUGGAUGGGCACCGACGGCUCUCCGGAUCUCUCUCUGCCGACCGACAGGCAGUUCUUCUGCUGCUGCAGCCAGCAACUACGCCCCAAUGCAAACAGUUCUGGAGGGGGUCCGGCGCCCCUCCGCACGCCUCACAAACAUUUUCAUCUUGUCGCGACAUUUUUGAUUAUUAGCCGUUUUUUGGGCGUUAUGACUGAAGUGGGAAAGUAUAGCGGCGUGAAAAAACAAGCAAAAAAAUUUUAAGAAGAGGCUUUAAAAGGACGGUAACUUUAUUUUCCACCUUUUCUGAAACCUCACUCCUUGUCAAUGUACUUCAAGAAGAUCCUGAAGGUCUCAGCCAGCAAAACUUCUUUUUUUUUCCAAAAAGGAAACCCUCCAAGUACUGGUUUCUGCACGGAAUCCAAACGACUUUCAUUAUCGGAAAAUAAAUUUUUGUAAAAACGCUUUUCUAUCAAUAAAUCAAGAAGUAUAUGAGAAUAUUUUCACAAAAUGUGAAAAAAACUACCUUGUUUGAUCUUGUUGUAACAUUUGAACCAUUGAGAAAAAAAAGUAACGGCUAAGUUUUCAGGUUUUCCAGCUGAAAAAAAUUUCGAAUAUUCACUAAUUUUGAAGAUAUACUGAAAAAGUUGAAGUAAAAGAGGCUAUGCAAAAAAAUUAAAUACUACUAAAGUUAUCCUUUUCCAUGUACACAUUGAGAAUCUUUUGAAUUUCUGCGAAAAAUCUGAUUUUUUUAAUUAAAUAGCAAAACAAUUUCUCUCCGGCCGGGAAUUGAACCCGGGUCUCGCAUGUGACAGACGCGGAUACUCACCACUAUACUACCGAAGACACGGGGUUCUAAAGACGCGGAAUGGAACAUAAUCGGCCGAGUUUCUGCAAUAAAGUACAUAUUUUAACAAAAAUGAGUGGAAUUUUUAGAAAAAGAAGGAAUGAAACGAAAAUGAUGGAAAUAUUGGAAAUAGGGUUGAAAAAAAUCGGAAAAUAGUAGGUUUCCUGUUGAAUCAAUCACUUUCAUCGUUCAAAAAUCGGAUUUUUUUCUAACUAGACUGAAAUUUUUUUCAAAUAAGAGUUUUUUUAAACUUUUUUUCUAAAUAUACUACGUCUAUAAUGGCUCUUUUAUACAUCGAAAAAAAUACAAUUUUUUUCAAUAAAUUUUUUUCGAAUAAAUUUCUUAAAAAAAGUUUGAAAUGACGGAAAUACUUUUUUUGUAGAAAUUCCAGAAAAACUACGUCCAGAAAUUUCCAAAUAUUCAAACUUUUUCAGGCCUUUCAAAACUAUGUAUCUUUUUAUAAUGACUCACAUCCUCUUCAGGUUCAUUCAGAAAAGAGAAAAAAACCGAAAAAAAUUUGAAAAAUUAAAUUUUUAAAGUUCUAGAAGAUCUCUAUUGAAAAUUUGAACAUUCUGAAACCUCAAAAAUUUCAAUUUUUCAGCUCUUAAUGAAGCUAGAACUUUCAAGGUAUUUUUCCAGGACUAUUAUAAAAAUUAGUCCCAUUUUCCAACCCUCUCAACAUCUUCAAGUUUCUCGAAAAGACCAAAAAUCAAUCCGAGAGCGUUUUCGGGACAUUUUUUCAGAUAGGUGAAUCUUCUAUGAAAUAAUUAUAACCAUUCCUAGACCAGAAGACAAAUUUCGAUUUCCCAAUCCUCUCAAAGUUCCUCGAAAAGGCCAAAAUCGAGCGAUGAGCGCAAUAAAGUCACACUUAUCACCGAGGGCAAGGUGCGAUCAAAAAGGAAAAAAGAUCAGUGGAGAAAGGUGUCACUCAACUUGGAGGAGAGGUUCUGGUCAGAAAGUCAGGUUCCGAUUGACACCCUUCAAUAAUUUCCAAGCGAUAAGCACCGUAUAAAAGGCCGGGCCGGAGCCGUGGAAAGGCAUCCGUUCCCCGUCGAUCGGCUCAUCUUCUCAAGAGGAGCUCCAGAAACAGUCAUGAAGUCUGUCGUGCUGUUAGCCCUUCUGGGCGCGGCUCUCGCCCUCCGCGGCGGCAGCCAGCAUCUGCGCUCCAUCGACAACCUCCAGAAGGACGUCCAAGAGAGGUUUUUCUUACAGUAUCCAUUUCUAGAAUGAGCUUCUUGUAUCUAAUGUGACAAUGGUUAGAGAAAAGAGAGUUUAGAGAGUCAGAGAAAUUUCAAGUAGCGAUGAAUGGACUAUAAGGAACUUAAUGAGAAUUUACGGAUUGAAGCUUCAAGACUCGAGAAAAUGUUUUAAGAGCGAUGAGAGAUAAAGAGAGCCCAGACAGCUAGAUUUUUUUGAGCGAAUUUUUUGAUCUUAUUUUUCCCCUUUUCUCAGUGCAACCCUCGCCAAAUGAACUUAAAAAAAUGAAUUAUUUCAGCGCCUUCCGGUCCGGCCGCGAAUACCGCUACCGGUUCGACGGUCAGCUCUCGGCCGGUCUGCCCCUUCCCACGGCUCAGCACGGCAUGACCCGUGUCCAGGCGCUCGUCUCCCUCCAGAUGACCUCGGACAAGACUUUCCUCAUGCAGCUCAACCGUGUCCAGUUCGCCAACUCUCAGGACAAGCGCGAGCCCCGCACCCUUCAGCCCAUCGAGUCCUUCGAGAAGGUUUCUUUUUCAACUUUCUAACGAGUUGAACUAAACUGGAUGCUUUCAGAUCUCCAUGGAGAAGGAGCACCAAGACCUGCUCUCGCUCCCUGUCGAGUUCCAGUACCGCCACGGAAUGAUCUCCGAGAUCCGAUUCUCCGACGAUGAUCAGACCUGGUCUGAGAACAUCAAGCGCGCCGUCGUCAACAUGCUCCAGGUCAACAUCCUCAAGAAGAGCCAGGUCCAUGGCGACUCUGAAGAAUCCGACGAGGCUCGCUCUUUCGUCAGCGUCGAGCGUACGCUCGAGGGCGAAUGCGAGGUCUUCUACACCCAGGAGCAGCGCCGCGAGUCUGAGCAGCAGUGGACCAAGUCCAUCAACUUCGACAAAUGCACCCAGCGUCCCGAAGUCCGCCGUACCUUCGCUCCGAUCUGCGAAGACUGCGACAGCACCUUGAACAAGGACAAGAUGUCUUCCUCCGUCUUCACCUACAACCUCACCGGCACUCCCGACAACUUCCUCAUCCACCAGGUCGAGCUCAAGUCCCAGCAUCUCUUCGCCCCCAUCAGCGAGAAGCAGCAGCUCCUCGGCGCCUUCGUCUCCAACAAGCUCGAGCUUGUCUACGCCGGCAAGAAGGAGACUGAAAUCCCCGCCGUCCGCGGUGAACGCACCCAGCACCUCGUCUACGACAACAAGUGGGAGCUUGCUGAGGAGAAAUUCGCCCAGACUGGUGAGGAGAAACACCUCCGCCAGCUUCCCAAGUGGGAGAACAAGGUCGAGAUGGUCGAGAAGAUGUUCGUGCAGAUGGGCAAGCAGGUCGAAGAAGGCGUCAGCCUAGAGACCGCUCACUUCGUCAGCCGCAUCGUCAAAGUCCUCCGCUUCUGCAACGAAGAGGAAGUCAGCAAGGUCCACCGUCAGCUCACCCAGAGCUCGCAAUUCUCCGAGAAGACCGCCGAACACCUCCGCGGAAUCUUCUACAACUGCUUGGCUCUUGCCGGAACUCGCGUCACCAUCCACCAGCUCGGAGAGAAGAUCCAGGAGCAGAAGUACAUCUCGCCUGUCAAGGCCGCUCAGACCCUCAAGUCGCUCGUCGACAUGCGAUCUCCCUCUGUUGAAAUCGCUGAGGAGAUCCUCCGCAUCUGCGAAUCUGACGCCUCUGCCUCCUCGCCAGUCCUCCGCCAGUCUUGCUGGUUGACCUACGGAUCGGUCGUCAACGGAUUCUGCGUUCCCCAGGAACACAUCCGCUUCGCCGAGCGUGACACCAAGAAGAUGUGCCCUCGUGACUUCAAGCUGAAGGUCGUCCGUCAGCUGAUCGAGAACUUCAAGUCUGCCUCCACCAACUACGAAAAGACCCUGGCUCUCAAGUCCAUCGCCAACGCUGGCCUCGACGUCUCCGUCGUUGAACUCGAGAAGAUCAUCUACGACCAGACCGAGGAGAAGACCAUCCGCGUUCAGGCCAUCGAAGCUCUCCGCCUCUUGAACGUCGUCAUGCCGCGCAAGAUCCAGCAGCUUCUCAUGCCCAUCUACAAAAGCCGUCAGCAGCCCGUUCAGGUCCGCAUGUCGGCCCUCAACCAGAUCCUCCGCAGCAAGCCUGAAAUCGCCGUCCUCUCCCAGGUCGCCGACCAGAUCAAGCAGGAACGCAGCCAGCAGGUCCGCUCCUUCACCAUCUCCAUGCUCCAGUCCUUCGCCGACAACCAGUCGCCGUGCCAGAAGACCUUCUCCGCCCUUGUUGAGCGAAUCUUGGCCGCUGUCCCCGAACAGCAGCUCCGUCUUGCCGACAGCCGCUACGGUAGCUGGUCUGCCUACAGCCAGAAGUACCAGACCGGACUCGACUUCAACUGGGGAGCCAUCUUCACCAACGAGUCUGUCCUGCCCAACGACAUCAUGGCCUCCAUCGAUGGCAUGUUCGCCGGAGAGUGGAACGAGUACAUCGCUCAGAUUGGCCUCACCCAGCAGAACGUCGACAAGAUCAUCCGUCAGGUCAUCGCCAAGGUCCAGGAGACCGGCUUCGAAGAGAUUGUCGUCCGCGGCAAACGCUCGACCUCUUUCCGACCCACCGAAAUCCUCAACAACCUUCUUGAGAAGCUCCGCAUCUCUCGCCGCUCUCACAACGCCGAAGAGCCUCAGGCUAUGCUCUACGUCCGCUUCCGUGGAAUGGACUACGCUUUCGUCCCCUUCGACGCUGAAACCAUCCCUGAAAUGGUCAAGUCCAUGAUUCAGGGUGGCAAGAUCCAAAUCGGAGAGAUUGAGCGCAUCUUCGCUCAAGGAAUCCACUUCUCUACUUCUGGAGCCUUCUUCGGAUACGAAUCUUACCGUCGCAUCCCGACUGCCCUUGGUAUGCCCGUCAGACUCUCCAGCAAGAUGCCCACCGUUUCCACCAUCAACGGCAACGUCAAGUUCGAGAUUGAGCCCAAGAACGGCAAGAAGAUCAACGGCCUCCGUUUCCACCUUCAGGCUCAGCCUAAGGUCGCUUCUACUCACGUCACCAGCCUGAGCAUCAUGUGCCCAGUUGUCGAAGCCGGAACCAAGCUUCUCCACCAGGCCGUCCUUGACACUCCCAUCAACACUCAAGUCCACAUCAACUGGGAGAAGAAGAUCUUCAUCCAGACCACCACCAAGGUUCCCCGUGAGCAGCUCUCCGUUGUUCAGCUCCAGUCUCGCCCUGUUACCUUCGUCCGUGUUUGGUCUCAGGAAUCGCGUCAGUACCCUGAACCCACUGAGAUGACUCUCCGAUUCCCUCAGAAAAGCCAGUACCUCGUCAGCAACAUUCAGCGCGACUACUUCGAGAAGUCUGGCCUCAAGGUCUCCGUCUCUGGAUCCAUCCACCGCCCAGUCUUCCCCACUGAAUCUCACAUCCCUAAGCCGCUCUUGAUCGCCAACAACGACCUCGAAAUCGUCGUUGAGCCGACCGAGAACACUCCCAAGGACAUCAUCACCAUCUUCGAAGCCGAGCUCUUCCGACCUUCUGAGCUUCUUGAGCCUCAGAUGGACAAAAUCUGGGAGAAGAAGGAGUCCAGCCGCUUCAUGGAAGUCGAGGAAGACGAAUACGACCAGGACGAGCGUCUGACCCACGUCUCCAAGUACGUCAAGAACAUGAAGAAGCAGAAGGCCAUCGAGCACAAGAUCAUCUUCGAAAUGAAGACCUCUGGCCACUCCAACGAUCUCUUCUUCAAGUCGUUGAUCACCGCCAACUGCAACCAGCACAUGAGCUUCUGCAAGACUGAAGUUGAGUUCCAGCGUUCCGCUGUUGAAGGCGAGAACCGCCAAUGGCAGUUGGAAGCCACCAUCCAGACCCUCUACCCGCAGAUGCCCAAGACCAUCCAGGAGAUGUCUGAGCAGAAGAACCGUGACUUCGUCGCCCUCUGCGAAAUGAACUGGGGAGCUCACCAGAGCAACAAGAUGACCCUCAAGGUCCAAGGACAGCAGAGCCGUCAGCAGCGUGAGUGGCUCAAGCGUGCCGACCGCAAGCAGAACAUGCUCUCUGAGCAGGAGAAACUCGCCGAAGCCGCCCGCCUCAACACCUACCAGAUCGCCGCCGAGUACGAGUUGACCAAGCCCAGCCAGCGAUUCUUCGAAUACCUCCAAACCAUGGUUGAGACCCGCUACGGAAACAUUUGGCUCAGCGAGUACGAAACCGUCGAGAAGGACCAGGGCCGCAUGCGCGCUCAGCUCACCAUUGAGCCCAGAAGCCGUCAGACCGCCAACCUCACCGUCGAAACUCCUUCCCAGCGCAUGACCAUCCGCGACAUGCGUCUUCCUUACGCUCUGCCUACCGCUCAGAUCCACUACACCUCCGGAUCUCAGCGUCAGCAGCACCCCGUUCAGAAGCUCGCUCAGAAGAUCACCAAGCAGGCCGAAUGCGUCGUCAAGUCCAAGGAAAUCCAGACCUUCGAUGACGUCUUCUACCGCGCUCCCAUCACUCCCUGCUACUCCGUCCUCGCCAAGGACUGCGGCAGCAACCAGCCCGAAUUCGUCGUGCUCAUGAAGCAGGUCAAGAAGGGUGGUGACGCCAAGAACGUCAAGGUCAUCAACAACGGCAACGAGGUCGAGAUGGAGCUGAAGAACGAGCGUCUUCACGUCACCGUCAACGGCAAGAAGGUCGAGUACGACGAGGAGAAGGAACAGGAGAACAACAAGGAGAUCAACGUCGAAUGGUACAACGAGAAGAUGGUCAAGAUCGUCACCGAGCCCGUGACCGUCCAAUUCGACGGCGUCGUCGCCCGAGUCCACCUUUCCGCCCUCUACAAGAACCAGCAGUGCGGCCUCUGCGGUCACUACGAUGACGAGGUAUCUUUUGAUUACCUUCUAGAUUUAACUAAUUGAAAAAUUCAGCACGAGAACGAGUUCCGCGGCGCUGACAACGAGGAAAAGACCGACAUCCAGGAAUUCGCCAAGAGCUUCCUCUACAAGGACGAGGAGUGCGAGAUGGACGACGAGACGAUGAACAAGAAGUCCAACUUCCGCCGCAUCAACGAGGAGACCAGCAGCAGCGAGGAGGACAACCAGGAGAACCAGGAUGAGAACGGUUUGAAACAAUGCCUAAAGGAUCCCUUAAGUGGCCGUUUUUGCAGAGCCCAAGCAGAAGACGAUCAUCGUCGAGCGUCCCCACCACACUUGCUUCUCGCAGGAGCAGCAGCCCGAGUGCGACGAGUCUUCCAAGGCCGUCGAGACCCGCAAGCAGAAGGUUAGGGGUCAUUUUAGUGAAAAAAUCAUCUAUCAAAGUCAAGCUUCAUUCAACCCUCAUGAGUGAACAACUUCAGGGUUAAGCCUGUUAAUAUGAGCAAUAAAAGGCUAACCUGAGCAACUUCCAGGUCAAACUUAUUAGCCGUACGAGCAGUAAAAAAAUAUGACAAGUGAGAUUGGAUUUAGUCGAGCUUUAUCCAACUUAUCAAAUUUCUUUAUAGAACACUUUUUCUGAGGGAUAGAUGGCUAACAUGAGCAAUAACAAGGCUGACCUGAGCAAUCAUGUUUACUAACAGUAUAAGCAGUACAAAAAAUAUAGUUUUUCAAAAAUUCAAGAAAAAUGAAAUUAGUCAAGCCUCAUACCUUUUCUGGGUAAUAGGAGGUCGAACUGAGCAAACGCCUGCUAAAAUGAGCAACAGCGAGGCUGACCUGGGCAUCUUCCAGGUCAAAUUUACUAGCCGUACACUAAAAAAGUAUAGCUGCCCUAAACUUAGAAAAAAAGUAAUAAAACUAAAAAAAGUCAACCCUUAUUAUUUUUCUGAGCAAUAGAAGAUCAAACUGAGCAAACGCCUGCUAAAAUGAGCAACACACAGACUAACCUGAGCAUCUUCCAGGUCGACUUCAUCUGCGUGCCGGCGCACGACGCCGAAUCGCGCCGUCUGAUGCGCGUCGCCCGCCGCGAGCCCCUCAGCGCCCAGCACCUGGAGCAGCUCCAGAACCUGGACAAGUCCGAGAAACGCACCAUCGUCAUGCAGCUGCCCAAGCGCUGCGAGCUCGCCGAGUUCGCCUAUUGA
Molecule: messenger RNA, 8029 nt
Organism: Caenorhabditis auriculariae
Lineage: Eukaryota; Metazoa; Nematoda; Chromadorea; Rhabditida; Rhabditidae
Source: the annotation of a GenBank genome assembly